This is a messenger RNA of Hypomesus transpacificus, 2100 nucleotides long. Its product is annotated as transmembrane protein 255B. The transcript is spliced from 9 exons. NCBI's taxonomy places the organism in Eukaryota, Metazoa, Chordata, Actinopteri, Osmeriformes, Osmeridae. The record is from RefSeq and is a predicted model, not a curated record. The coding region runs from base 210 to 1136 and encodes 308 amino acids.
UCUUGGAGCAAACGUAUCAUGCAUCUUGACAGCUAAACAACUUAAAGGGACACGCCUGCCUCCUGUGAAGAUUGCAGCCAAUCGCACAAAACACUACAUAAGAUUCUCAACGGGCGCUAACCUGUUGAAUUAUUGCCUCUACACGACAGAAGAGUUGACAUAAUCCGUGGUGUUUGCGAUUGACUGGAUUAAUUUGAAUUGAAGAGAACAUGAAAACUAGGAUCAUUGCGGACGUUGCGGACUGGGACAAAACCGCUUCCAUUCGCAUUCAAAAAGAGACGAUGAUGAGGAGAAGAAGAUGUCUCUUGCUGGUACUGGGCAUGCUCUGUCUCUCUCUCCUCCUGGUUGUCCUUGGGAUCUACACAACCACACGCUCAGAAAGUUUGAGCAUCAUCGGUUACUCCUCCGGAGUCAUUUUGGCUUUUGGAUCCUUCUUGGGUGUUCUUGGACUCUGUCUUGAGGAAAACCGCAAGCAGCUGAUUGUGGCAGCCAUCGUUUUUCUCAGCCUCGGGGUCAUGACCUCUUUCCUCUGCUUGGUGGUGGAUGGUGUCUUUAUCGUCUUCAACAUGGAUGUGCGCCCCCUGAAGGCUGGUAGAUGUCAAUUCUACACCAGUGGAAGCAGCUACAUCUAUGAAAACUAUUACGCCGCUGUGCCCUGCCGCGGACUAGUAGAGUCCUGUACCAUGAAUGUACGCAGCGGGACCUGCUACUGCUGUGACCUCUACGACUGUGCUAAUGGAGGAUACAUGAACAACUACUAUGAGUUUGUGGGUGUGCAGAGCUGCCAGGAUGUGAUGUCAUUGUACUUGAUGAUCUGGCUCAUGACCAGCCUUAACCUAGUGGCCUUCUUCACGGGCAUCCUCACCACAGCUGUGCUGGGCAGCGUUAAGGACCUGAAGCGCUUCACCUCCCAGUUGUCCUCGGAAGGGGGAGAUGUGUCCUCUCCUACAGCCCCCCUGCUGACAGAGUCCAACACACAUGCUGGGAACCAGAGACAGUCCCCGUAUUUCUCACCAGGCGUUGUCUCCGGCAGCCAGACUGACUCCCUAGAGACCUCCGCUCCAGAUCCCAACCCCCCUCCCUUUGCACCCCUCUAUAACCUUCUGCCCUUCAAGUCCCAAGGAUUCUCCGUCUGAUGUCCACUGCUGGUCACCACUACCCACCUCCACCGGACAUAUCACUUGAAGUAUCAUCACCCCACCACAUCACCUCCCCGACAAUCAUCACACUGAUGCAUAACCACUUCCACUCAUCGCAGCCCCAAAAUAUCACCAUCACCCAUCACAUGACACAUCACUAUCUAACUUAUCACAACAAGAUGCAUCACCAUCUAACUUAUCACAAAUAGAUACAUCACUAUCUAACACAUCACAACAAGAUACAUCACCAUCUAACACAUCACAACUAGAUACAUCACUAUCUAACACAUCACAACUAGAUACAUCACUAUCUAACACAUCACAACCAGAUACAUCACUAUCUAACACAUCACAACUAGAUACAUCACUAUCUAACACAUCACAACAAGAUACAUCACCAUCUAACACAUCACAACUAGAUACAUCACUAUCUAACACAUCACAAAUAGAUACAUCACUAUCUAACACAUCACAACUAGAUACAUCACUAUCUAACACAUCACUACAAGAUACAUCAGCAUCUAACUCAUCACCACACCAACAUCAUCCUCGUCAGCCAAAAAAUCUGUAUAAUAUUUGUUUCUAGGAACAGUAAACACGACAAACGUGAUGUGACAGACCAUGCGAAGAGAAGCAUUCGCAACACAAGGAGACAAAUCUAUGGAAAAAUGUACUGCACUAAAUUGUAAUGUAUCCCAAUAAUCAGUAACCCUUAAUUAGAAGAAAAGGUGACAUUUGUUAGAUAUAGUGUCAAAUGUACAUGAAAUUUAAAUAUCUCAUUUAGAUUGAGUUGUCUAUCAUGUUUUGAAAGCAUAACACAACCGUUUAGACUAAUUAAGACAACAACUGUUAACUCAUAAAAACCUUUGUGAAAUUUAUACUGUAGGUUUACAUAUACAAUAUAUACCUUGUAUACUACAUUGUGACUAUAGGGUUGCAUAAUAAAAACUUGGGUACUGUU